Aphidius gifuensis is the source of this 6260-nucleotide messenger RNA. Its product is annotated as leucine-rich repeat-containing protein 15-like. The record is from RefSeq and is a predicted model, not a curated record. Gene Ontology annotation, molecular function: protein binding. NCBI's taxonomy places the organism in Eukaryota, Metazoa, Arthropoda, Insecta, Hymenoptera, Braconidae. The transcript is spliced from 2 exons. Bases 545 to 2434 code for a protein of 629 amino acids.
AGGGAUAUCACAGCAGUCUAUCGUCGUUCUUUGCCAUCGAAACACACAACUCACAAUAGUAUCAGUGCUGAUCAGUAUCUCUCUGGGUAUACCUGUUCUAUCAUCAUAAUCAUCAUCAUCAUCAUCAUCGUGAUUAUAAUAAUAAAACGAAAAAAAAAACACCUUUGAUUGGGAUAAAUUCGAAAAAAUUUAAUUAAAAAAAUUGUGGCUGUUAAAAUUUCUUCAAGUGGUUUUUUAUGAAUGUGGUUUUUUAAUAUUUUUUUUUAUUUCACCACUGUGAUAUUAAAUAAACAAAAUUAUUUAUAAAAAUUAUGAAAAGUUUAUUUUUUAUUGUGUGUUAAUAUAAAAUUAAAAUAAAAAAAACAUGAGAAUGGUUUUAACUUUGUGGUGAUAUUUUGAGUUAAUAAUAAUUUAUUAAUAUAUUAUUAUUAUAAUAAAAAAACAUUGGAAACAUUUUAGUCAAUGUUGAUGAGUCAAAGAGAAUAUAAUUAUCAUAAUAUUUGUGGGUGUGAAUUGAGAAAAUCGGAUAACCAGCUCAUAUGGAAUGGCAUCAAAAUCAGAAUUAUUAAUAAUAAAUUUAAUGAUAAUAAUAAUAACAUUGUCAAAUAGUACAAUAGCAAAUGAUCUUUGUCCGGGAAAUUGUAAUUGUGAAAAUGAAUAUUUACGUGCAUCAUGUGCAAAUGCUGAUCUUGAUAUUGUACCAAUACAAUUAAAUCCCGAAAUACGACACAUUGAUUUAUCAUAUAAUCGUAUAACAACAUUACACUUGGCAUUUGUUUUUUAUGAUAGUCUUGAAAGUCUUGAUUUAUCAUAUAAUAUUAUUCAUACAAUUGGUGUUGAUAAUUUUUCAUCACAACAACGUUUAAUAACAUUAAAUUUGAGCAAUAAUUUAAUUCGUAAUAUAACAAAAAAUGCAUUAAAAGGAUUAAAUAAUAUAAUAAAUAUAAAUUUAAGUAAUAAUAAUAUUAGUGAAUUAAAUGAUCAAUCAUUACGUCAUUGUAAUGAAUUAAAAAUUUUUAAUAUUAGUGGUAAUACAUUGACAAAUUUACCAAUUGGUUUAUUUAAUAAUAAUAAUAAAAUAAUAAAUUUAGAUUUAUCACGUAAUUCAUUGCUUGAUAUGCCAACAAAUAAUUUAAAAUUAUUAAAAAAUAUAAAAUAUUUAAAUUUAUCUGAUAAUUUAAUACAAUCAAUAACAAGAAAUUCAAUACCAAUAUUAUCAUCAUUAAUAACAUUAAAUUUAUCAAAUAAUGUGAUACGUUUUAUUGAUGAUAAUUCAUUUGAUUAUUUAAUAUCAUUAAAAAAUUUAAAUUUAGAUGGUAAUAAUAUAACAAAUUUACCAACAAUAGCAUUAUCAAAAUUAAAUGUAUUAUCAAAAUUAAUAUUAUCAAAAAAUCCAUUAUCAAAACUUGAUAAAUUAUCAUUUCGUAAUUUAUUUGAGCUAAAAUAUCUUGAUUUACGUGAUUGUAAUAUAAGAUGGAUUGAUAAUCAAGCAUUUUCAGAUAAUGUUAAUUUAAUUGAAAUUAAACUUGAUGGUAAUCAUGAAUUAAAUAUAUUACCACCACGUAUGUUAUUUAAUUUACAUAAUUUAAAAAUUGUAACAUUACGUAAUUGUAAUUUAGCAACAAUUGAACCAACAAAUUUACCAGUUGAUAAUUUAAAUCAAUUAAAAAUUGGUGGUAAUCCAAUUGUAUGUAAUUGUUCAGUACACUGGUUAUGGAAUGUUAUAAAUACAUAUGAAAAACGUAACAAUACAACAAUAACAAAUACAAAUAAUAAUAAUUUAAUUAUUGAUAGUAAUGAUAUUAUUUGUUAUGAUAAUGAAUUUAUGGGUAAAAAAUUAUCAACAUUAAGUGAUAAUUCAUUAAAAUGUCGUAUGAGUACAUUUUGGAUGUUAAUAACAGCAAUAUGUUGUUUUAUUGCAAUAAUAUUAAUAUUAAUAUUAAUAAUAUAUAUAACACGUAAUAAAAGACAAAAAAGACCAUCAUAUACACCACCAAUAAAUAGACCAGAAUUACUUGUUUAUGUUGGUACAAAUAAUCAUAAUGUUAAUGCUAAAAAAACAUCAAGAUUAAUUGAAAAAACAAAUGAUGAUCUUUAUGAUUUACCAAGUGUUAAAAAUGAAACAUAUUAUGAAUCACCAUAUUGUCAACGUAAUGGUAAUGUUGUUGGUAAUAUUGGUGGUGUUGGUGGUGGUGGUUUUAAUAAUGGACCAAGUAUGAGUCUUUAUGAUAAUCGUCAAAGUAGUAUUGAAGGUGUUUAUGCUGUUGCUGAUGUAACUGAUAUUAGAGAAACACCACAGGAAGUAUUAUCACUUUAUCGUAUGCAUAGUCCAAAAUCAUCAAGAACAAGAAGAUUACCAACAAAUAGUGAUUUUAAUUAUGAUUAUGAUUAUCGACCGUCAUUACCUGAUAAGCCACAUGUUGUUUUUGUGUGAAUAAACUAUAUAGCUUAUUUAUCUAGCUUGCUUAUUUUUUAUUUAUCUUAUUGAUGAUUAAAAAUUUUAAGUUUAUACUUUUUUAAAAAAAAGAACAAAAUGAUGAAACACACAUGUUCUUGUGGAUAUUGGAAUUAUUAUAUUUUUUUUUCUGUGUGUCAUCCAAGUUUUAUAAACUCCGUGAUGUGCUCGGUGCCUUAAUCCCUUCGCCGACCGCCAUUUAUUAUAACGUAAAUGUCGGACGAGCCAUUUUGGAUAAUAUGACAACAACUCAAAACCCGACUCAACAUAUUUGUUUUAUUAUAUUAUAUUUAAAAUGUAUAUAUAUUUUUUUUUUUUGUUUGUUAAAUACUGUGUAGUUUGAUGAUGGGGAACAAAAAAAAAAAAAAAAAAAAAGUGUUAAAUUUUUUAUGUGUAAUGAUUUUUUUCAAAGACAAAAUUUUUGUUUAAAUUUAGGUUUAAUUUAAUAUUUAAUUCAAGGUUGUAUAGAUUAUUCAAGCAAUAUAACACACGUCCACGGUUAUUAUCGAUGUCCUGGUUCUUCCUUGAUAAUUCCACGUGCCAAUUAAUAUAAAUUUUUUAACAAGUUAUCACAAACGAAUUUAACUAUUUAAAUGCGGGUAUAAGAAUAGAUAAAAGAAAUGGAAUAAAAAACGUCUUUGGAGUUUUAAAUAAAAAAAAAUAAUUAAAAAAUAAAAACUACAUAUAAUAUUUUAUGUAUUCAAUUGGUAGUUUAGCUUAUGAGAUAAUGAGAUAUACCGAGUGAAACAUAUACGUCUUCCGCAUGUGACCACGAUUUUUUUUUUUUAAAUUGCUUUUUUUUUUUUCGAAAAAAUAAAUUACUUUGAUCUCUUUUGAAAUAUAAAAAUUUUCAUUCAAAAAUAUAUAUGCGGGUGUAUAUCGUUUAAUCGCUGCAGCCAAAGCGACAAAUCAAAUUUAAAAAAAAAAUAUAUAUAAAAUAAAAAUUUUUUUAUAAUAAUUAAUAAUAAUAAAAUAAAAAAUAAUAAUUGCCAAGAUACCUGAAAAAAUAUAAAUACUUUGAACUUUUGGUAAAGUUCAAUGAUAUUUUUUUGCUUUUUCGUGAAAAACUUUUAGCAAAAAAAAAUUUAAUUAAUAAACUUAAAAGGAUAUAUAAUGAGAUAAAUUGUGAAUUUUUAAAUUUCAAAAUAAAAAUAAAAAAAUAUAGCAACAAUAAUAAAUAAAUGACCGGUGAUGUGAAUUUGACAGAAACGAGUUAAAUUUAUUUCUGUAUAGAAAAAAUGGCAAGUCACGUAGAAAGAAAAAUGAAUAGAAACAAAAAUUAAAAAAAUAAAAAAAUUGUAAAGAACGCGUGAAAAUCCGUUGGUUUGAGAAUGGGGGAUGGAUAGGUAAAUGGGGUGGGUUGAGUAAGGGUGCAAGACCAGGAGAAUAAACGACCUGGAACAUUCCCGAUUCCCGGAUGUAAAGAAGAAAGAAUAAAAGAUAACAAAAAUAUAAAAAAAAAACAAAAAAUAAUACCCACGGGAUACGAAACAGAGCGAUGCAAAACUCUUUUUUUUUUUUUAUCCGUGUUCAUUCUGACAAAUUGAUGCGCACCUUAAUGAGUAAAGAAGCAUAAAUUAAACAAUUGUUUAUUUACUUAUUUUUCUUACUUAAUUUCAUGUUUUUUUUUUUGUAAUUAAAUUAAUUAAAUUAAUUAAAAAAUUAAAUAAUUAAAGAAGCAAUAAUAAAUAAAGAUUUUCAUGCGUUUUUAGCUGUAAAUUUGCAAAAAAAAAUUAUAAAUAUAUAUAUAUAAAUAAUUAGUGUUAAGAAAAUUAAAAAAAUUCAAAAUAAUAAUAUAAUUAAGAUCCAAUUAAUAUUUAAAAUUAUAUUAUGUAAUUUAAUUAAUGUAAGAUAUAUAUUUAUUUAUUAAUUUAUGAUGUUACGUUUGGAAUAAUGUUACGUUUUGAUGAAUUAUUAAAGAAAAAAAAAAAAUAAAUAAAUUUUGAGAAUUAAUUAAAAGGUUCAAUAUAUAAUUGCGAGGACAAGUGUGUUAUUAAAAAAAUGAUAUUAACAAUAAUUAAAAAUACAAAAAUCAUUAAAUCGAUUCGAGUAUAUUUCGAGUGCGUUUGUGAGAAUAUUUUGAUGCCCAUAUCAAAAUGUUUUGAAUAUAAAAAUGGAUUUUUUUUUCUUUUCAAGUGAGAAGGGUGAGAAAAUGGUUUUUUUUUUUUUCAUUCUCUUUGUAGAUGUAUUUUGCAUGGCACACUGCGAAUAAAAUAAAACAUCGUUUCAAUAUUGCCGGGUAUAUUCUCAGGCACAUUCGACUCGGUCGACGGGGUUGUAUGAAUAAAAUAUUGACGGUGAUAGGGUGCGUAAUAAUAGAAUGCACGAUUGACAAAAUCUGGGCCGUGUUAUAUCCCACAUACACAGCUUUGUCCAUAAUUUUUUUCAUAUAAUAAAAUAUAAAUUUCAAUGUUUAUUUAUCAUUUUUUGAAUAAAAAAAAAUUUCGGAAAUUGGAUAAAUUAAAUAAAGUAUAUUUAAAUAAUGAAAAAAAAAAAACGUAUAUAUAUAACUUGACAAACUAAAAUUCAUUUCAUUCAUUAUAUAUAAUGCUAAAAGUAAAUUUUGUAAAAUUUAAAAAAAAAAAAAAAUUAGAGUAUAAAGUUUAAAUAAAAUUUUACAUAAAUAAAGUUUAUUUAAGACUGUAGUUUUAAAGUUUAAAAUUAAUAUUUACAUUGAAAUAUUAAUAAAUUAAAAUAAUUUACAAUUUAAUUGAUUUUUAUAUAUAUGAAAUGAAUUUAAAAAAAAAAUAAAUGUGUUUCUUUUUUUAAAAACUUUAAAAUAGAAGAUAUACAAAAUGAGAGAAUAUAGAAAUCACAGAGAGACAAAAGUCAUUAAGUCAAGUCAGUCUUGCAUUCUAAUAUGUACAUUUCAUUUCCGCCGUCGGUUAUUUUAAAACAUAUUAUAUUUAAAUGACACACAACGACCACGAAUCACAUCAUUUUUUUAUUUCCCAUUUUUCUCUUUUUUUCUAACCAUCCCCCAUCAAACGCCCACACGUGUUCUCACGCAUAAAAAAAAAAAAAGAACUUUAAAUGAAAAUAAUAUAAAAAAAAAAAUUAAAAUAAAUAUUAUAUAUCCCAGCUCGAUACGUGUGUAUUCGUGUCUAUCUGUCUGUCCAACUGUCUAGUUUCUGAUACACCCUCUUUCCUCCUCCCCUAUAUACACCACUCUCUCUGUGUCAUUCACCUUUUUUUUACCUACUUGUUUCUCGUAUUUUUUUUUUUUUUCCUCGGCAAUUUCAUAUUCAAACAUAUUUUCCACUUUUCUAUGAACUACCCUCUAUCUAGAGUUCAACCUGUUAUCGAACAGUUUGUUGGCAAUAUUCGUGGCUCUCCCUCUCUCACUCAGCAACCAAUCAAUCUCCCUCAAACUAUUUUCUUUAUUAUAUUUCACAGCCACAAUUUGUGAUUGGGACCAACCACAACCAAUUUAAUUUUUGUAUAAAUUAAAAACUAUUUUGUUAUUCUUUUUUUUUUUUUUUUAAAUAAUUAAAAACAAAUUGAAUUAUUUAUUAAUUCAUUUAGUUUUAUUAUUUAAAUGAAUCACCUUUUUUUUUUUCAAUUAAAAGUAAAAAAUUUUUUCACUAUUUUUAGCCUUUUAUUUUUUUCUCUCGGGGGAUUUUUAUUUUUAGUAUUUUAUUUUUUUUUUUUUCGAUCGAUGAGACACGUUAAUUAAUCCUGUAACAGUGGGGUUAACUUGGUGGGUUGUGAUUGAAUAAUCGUUGUUAAUUACGUUUAGUACUUUUCAAUCUUGCUAUCAAGUUUAUUAGCCCUCAGCACCUUUUGAAACUUUUAUUAACCCUAG